CCUAUGUACAUGAUACAUAGUUGUAUACAUACGUCCGUUGGUAAAUGAUAACAUAUUAGUUGGUAUAUUAAAUAUUUACAUGGUGAUGAUUAGUAGUACGCGGCUAUACAGAUAAAUACUAAUUGAUAAUCAGAUACUAUCCAGUACGUCUGAUACAUAUUGUUCACAUACAGUUUUGUCUACAUCAUAUACAUGUUUAUGACACAAUGGGUAAGCCCGGACAAUUAACACAACAGCCUGGCCACGUGGUGAUAGAUGUGGGCUUUGGUGGGGACGAAGUAGAAGGUGGCGAUACACCCAUACAUGCACAAUCGUAUACAGACGCUAUGCUCCACAGAAGAAACGGUAGAAACCAAAUUUCACGUGCAGGUAAACCAGGGACCAAUACCGAUUUUCUGAGCACAUACAGACCCACUAUAAAUAGGCGGAAUACCAUCAUAGCCCAACCACACACUCACACUCAUACACAUGCACAGUCAUCCUCACAAACGGGUGCGAAUGAUAGUAAUGGGCUGAAGGAAGGCGUGUUUGUUAGACCACCCAGGCCUGCAUACUUAGCUGACUAUAGGCAGAGAUCAACUAGGAAUAGAACGAAUGGCUGGGCUCUAUCGGUCAAACAGAAGCUUCAGGCUAUGGGGCAAUUACCUGCAGUGAGCUCAACGAACGGCUACGAGAGCGACGAUGCAAUUAACAGGUUCGUUUGA
Messenger RNA from Sphaeroforma arctica JP610, 704 nucleotides. RefSeq lists its product as hypothetical. Bases 207 to 704 code for a protein of 165 amino acids. The transcript has a single exon. The record is from RefSeq and is a predicted model, not a curated record. Lineage: Eukaryota; Ichthyosporea; Ichthyophonida.